GUUUGGUAAGCUAUAGUUUAGUCGAUUCAGCGGUCGCGUUCGUUUGUUGUUUAUGGUGUGUGGCCCAUCCCAGUAUUAGCUGUGAAUGUGUGUGCCGUUUCCAUAACUUUUUAUUUAAAUUAAUGGAUUUCAUUUGUUGCUGAUAGGACCAAUAGGCAAGAAUGCCUGAAGCGAAAAAAAUGGCCAUCGACAAUGAUUCUUCUCCAGCGAAACACCAAGGCUCGCGCUUGGCGCGUAGUGGUAAUGCCUUAGCCCACGUGACCAUGCUUGAUGGUUCAAUUUUGGACAUCAGCGUGGAAAGGAAGGCGUCUGGCAAAGAACUUCUCAACAGAGUGUGCGAAGCUAUCAAUCUUAUCGAGAAAGAUUACUUUGGUCUUAUCUAUUCCGAUAGGCACGAUCCUAGAAAUUGGUUGGACUUGGAUAAGAGGAUAUCCAAGUUUAUGAAAGCUGAACCGUGGAACUUCAGCUUUGAGGUGAAAUUCUACCCUCCAGAUCCUUCGCAGCUCCAAGAGGACAUAACCCGCUACCAGCUGUGCCUGCAGAUCCGCAUGGACAUCCUUAAUAACCGUUUGCCUUGUUCGUUCGUCACCCAUGCCCUUCUCGGGUCUUAUCUGGUGCAAUCCGAACUCGGCGAUUACGAUCCCGAUACCAUGGGCAGGAAUUACUUGAAGGAGUUCAAGUUCGCUCCCAACCAAACUCAAGAGCUAGAAGAAAAGGUUGUAGAACUGCAUAAAACUCAUAGAGGUCAGACUCCAGCCCAAGCCGAGCUCCACUAUCUAGAAAACGCAAAAAAAUUAGCAAUGUACGGCGUAGAUUUGCAUCCGGCCAAAGACUCUGAAGGUCUGGACAUAAUGUUAGGAGUGUGCGCAUCCGGUUUGUUGGUCUAUAGAGAUCGUUUGCGAAUAAAUCGCUUCGCCUGGCCCAAAAUACUCAAAAUUAGCUACAAGAGACACAAUUUCUACAUUAAAAUUCGACCCGGAGAAUUUGAACAAUUCGAAUCCACUAUUGGUUUUAAACUAGCCAAUCAUAGAGCAGCUAAGAAAUUAUGGAAGACUUGCGUUGAACAUCAUACUUUCUUUAGAUUGAUGUCUCCUGAGAUUAAUCAGAAGUCAUCUUUAUUUCCUAAACUAGGAUCGAAAUUCCGUUACUCCGGAAGAACUCAUUAUGAAACAAAAAAAACGCACAUUGAUAGACCUGCUCCUCAAUUUGAGAGGUCAUUGACUGGCAAGAGGUUAACAUCUAGAAGUAUGGAUCCUCUAAGCGGUGUUCGCCCUGAAGAUGACUAUAACGAAGCCAAUAAGCGCCAUACAAUGUCUCAUCCGCCCGAACAUAUACCUGACAUUGGCAAUCAGUCUCCUGCCAAAAAUAAGUCACCUAAAGAAAAGAAAGAAAAAGACAAGAAACCAAUUGGUGGAGUGGCAGUUUUGCCGUCCGUUGGUCUUUUCAAUAAGAGGAAAGAUAAAGGCGAUAAAGAAAACGAUGCUCCAGAUCAAAAUGGUACUGAAAAUGAAUCACAACUUAAAUCUAAUAACGAAAAAUCUCCAAAAGAAAAAAAGGAAACAUCAAAGAGUCCUGGUUUCCUGUUUGGUUCAAAACACGACAAAGCCCCCAAAGAUAAGAAAGAAAACGAAAGGGCAGUCGCCUCGCCAAAAGAAAAAGGUGGACCGCCAGUCGGUUCUCCCGAACUUCCCGGUUACACUAAAAAGUACGAUUACGAAGAACCGGAAAAUGAAACUUCUUCCAGAAAACCAUACACUCAAGGUUUUAGUUAUGAAAGCCCAAAUAGUCCCAAAAUUGAGCCCGAAAGUCAGCAAUCUCCUUCCACUAAGAGAGCUACUGCAACGGCCUUCAACUAUGCUCCUGGAGAUGUGCAAAAACUUAACAAAGAUGGCCUAAGAGACCCUAAAAACGACUCUGCAGCUUUCUUGGCUGGUGAACAAUAUCUUCACCAUGCUCCUCCGGAUAAUGGAACAGUCGCCUCAGUAAAACCUCCAGUAGAUACAAAUAAAUACUGUCCUGUUAAAUUGUUUGUCAUUACCGGGCCAAGAGACUCAAAAACUGGAAGAAUCGACCUGGAUGCUGCUUCAGUUGAUAAAUGUACCAGUCGACAAAACAUUGAGACUGGUCUAAUAGAUUCCAAGUAUGGUCUUAUUGAUCCAUCAAAUGGCACAGUGAUUAUCACUGACCCGUCUAAUGGGCAGAAGGAAGUCGUCCAAGGACUUGUUGACCCUGUAACAAAACAAAUCAUUAUUACAUCUGGUGCUAUUAUUGAUCCCAAAACCGGCAAAAAGAAUAACGGUUUGGGUCAAAUUAUAUCAAUAUCUGACCAACAACCUAAAGGUACUGUACGCCCGUUGGCUAUGGUUCCCAAGAAACGUAUUAUUAAAAUUACCGUGGUAACAUCCAAGAAAGAUUCGAAAACUGGAAGAAUUGAAGCUGAAAAAGGUCAAACCGAAAACAUUGAGGCUAUAUUGGAUCCAGUUACCGGGCAAAUCGAAUACAAAUACGGGCUCAUUGACCCAGUUAAUUUUAAAAUUGUUCAGAAAGACCCGAAAUCCGGAAAAGGAGAAAUCCAUCCUAUUGAAAUUGAUUCAACAAUUAAUCAAAUAUUAGUUAAGGAAGGUAUUUUCGAUCCUAAAACAAAUAAACACGAUAGCAGCUUGGGUCAACUUAUCAAGAUUUCAGAACAAAGCGAUUCGAUCGUACCAAUAACCGCAGUGACCGCUAAAAGUGACCCCAAAACAGGCCAGCUUGAUCCAACCCAAGCUCAUAAAGAAACUACCAAUGGUAAGAUCGAUGCCAAGAAUGGGCUCAUUAUUACGAAGUAUGGUACAAUCGACGUCAAAAACAAGAAGAUUGCUAUUCGUGAUCCCAAAACAGGGAAAAUUGAAGAACAUCCAGUACAGUUCGAUGACAAUUACAAUGUUAUCGUUCUUUCUGGUGUCGUAAACCCUAAAACCAACUCAAAAGAUAACAAUUUAAGUCAAAUUUUACAAAUUGGAUCCGAAAUUGACCCAGAAGUUAGCGUACUUUCAGUAUCGGGAAAAGUUGACAAGAAGGGACUCGAUCCAAAAUCGGCAUCCCCAACUGAAAAAUCCGUUGGACUUUAUGAUCCUGAUAGCAAUAAAGUUUUUACAAAAUACGGAGUAUUUGAUCCAGUCAACGAAACCCUUACUUUCGUUGAUACAAAAUCUGGAAAGACAGAAACUAAACAAGGCCAACGUGAUUCUAACAACAGCGAAAUUUUGUUCAAGGGGCUUGUAAACCCAAAAUCUGGAAAAGUCGAUAGUAGCUUUGGAAGAACCAUUAAAAUUGAUGUAAAAGGUGCUGAAGCUGAUCCAAAUGUCAUACAGAUUAUGCCACAGGAAGCUAAAAGGGCAAUUCCAGUAUCGCCUGUAAAAGUUCCAGUAAUGCCCGUUGCAGCACCCAAAGAUAAAAACAGAAUAAUCAAACUGUUGGUUAUUACAGCUAAAAAAGAUAAAAAAACUGGCCAACUUGAAUUGGAAUCUGGAACUGUGGACCAAUCUAUUGGUGUUUUACAUCCAACCGGCGAAAUAGAUUCCAAAUAUGGAAUUAUUGAUCCAACCAAGGGAACGUUAAUUGUAACUGAUCCUGCUACUGGUAAUAAGGAAACUUUGCAAGGUCAAAUCAACCCUGCUACCGGUCAAAUUCAAUUUAUCAGUGGAGGUGUAAUUGAUCCUAGACACAACAAGAAAGAUAGCACUUUUGGACAAGUAAUUACUGUUGUUGGUGAUAAACCAUCCAAUGUAUCUACUACCUCCAUUAAAAAUGCGCUUAAAUCACAUCCAAUACCUAAGAGACGGGUUAUUAAAUUGCUGGUUAUCACAAGCAAAAAAGAUCCCAAAACUGGUCGUAUUGAAACAGAAAAAGGCACUGUUGAAAAACUUACUGCUACUGUGGACCCAGUAAGUGGAAUUAUUGACACUAAAUUUGGUAAAAUUGACCCUCAAAACAGCAAAAUUGUUCAAAAGGACAAGUCUGGAAAGCCUAUCAUCACUGCUAUAAAAAUUGACGAUUCCACCGGUCAGAUUUAUAUUAACGACAAUGUAGCAGAUCCAAAAACUGGGAAAGUAGAUCCAAAUCUAUCUCAAGUAUUAAAUAUCAUUAAUCCUCAACAUCCAGCUAUCGUUAUUACUUCAAUUACGACCAAAAAGGAUCCUAAAACGGGUGAACCAGAUUUGGCUAACGGAAGAGUGGAAACGACCAACGGUAAAGUCAAUCCAGAAACGGGAGAGAUUGUCACCAAACACGGCACGAUUAAUCUAAAACUUAUGCGCAUUUUGUGUAGAGACCCCAAGACUGGCAAGGUCCAAGAAAAACCAGUGCUUGUGGACAGGGAUGAUAACAUUAUUAUUUCAUCGGGAGUUGCUGAUCCUAAAACUGGUAAAAUUGACUCUGAUUUUGUGCAAGUGGUUCAAGUGGGCCCUGAAAUUGAUCCUGAAAUUCAAGUAACCACUUACGUAGGUAAAGUAGAUUCAAAGAAAAACACCAUAGAUUCUAAGAACGCUGUACCCGAUACUACUCCAGGAUUAUACGAUCCAGAUAGAAAUAAGAUAUAUACGAAAUACGGUCAUUUGGAUCCAGUUGAGGAAACUUUGACUAUUAUUGAUCCAAAAUCGGGCAAAUUAGAAACCCGACUUGGAUUUAUGGAACCCAACACUGGAGAAUUAUUGUUCAGAGGUGGUUUUGUCAAUCCCAAAAAUGGAAAAAUCGAAAAAGAUUUGGGAAGAGCUAUUUCGUUUCAUAUUACCGAACCUGUUAUUGAUACUGUAGCAGGUCAACAGCCAUCAGAGAAAGAGUUAAAACCAACUGUUGUAACUCCAACCAAACCUUUAUUACCACCUGUUCAAUCCACAACCACUACAACCGUCAGAACCUCUCCUGCUAAAGUUGUAGAAACUCCAAUAAAAUCGGUAGGACAAGCGUCGCCUGUUAAGGAAAUUAUUACUGGUGUCUUGCAACCUAUUGCCAAACACCGCAUUGUUAAGAUUAUGGUUAUCACUGCCAGAAAAGAUCCAAAGACUGGAAAUAUUGAUACUGAGCAUGGUGAGGUAGAGCAUAUAACCGGAAUUGUUGAUCCUAAGACCGGCCUAAUAGAAACCAAAUACGGUCAAUUGGAUCCCACAACUGGAUCCUUGGUAACCAAGGACACAGCCACCAGUAAAACGGAGAUAAGCCCAGGUAAAGUGGAUUCUGCUACCGGAAAUAUAAUUAAUGGAGGUCCAGUUGUUGAUCCAAAAACAGGGAAAGUCGAUCCCACUUUGGGACAAGUAUUUUCCAUCGUCGGACUUAAACAAGCUCAGGAUCCACACGCAGCACCAUUACCCAAAAAGAGAAUCAUCAAGAUCACUGUCAUUACCACCAAGAUUGAUCCCAAGACCGGUAAAAUUGAUCCUGACAAAGGACAGGUUGAACAAUCCACUGCUUUAUUAAAUCCAGAAACUGGGCUUAUUGAAUCCAAAUACGGACUCAUUGAUACCAAAAAUGGUAAACUUAUCAUUAAUGAUCCAAAAUCCGGCAAAGUUGACGCCAAGUCUGCACAAGUUAAUGAAAACAAUGGUCAAAUUAUUGUAGGAAGUGGCGUAACCGACCCAAAAACCGGCAAAAUUGACAGUUCUCUUGGUCAAAUUAUUAGCAUUGCUGGACAAAACGAUCCAAUACUUGAAAUUACGACCAUAACUGCCAAAAAGAAUCCAAAGACGGGCACCGUGGACCUAAACAAUGGUCAAAUGGAGAACUCUAAAGCCAAAAAGAAUUCAGCUACUGGCGAAAUCGAAACCAAAUACGGAAUAAUCGACCUAAAACUCCUUAGAAUUACCACUAAAGAUCCCAAAACAGGCAAGGUAGAAACAAGACCUAUACAAGUCGACGCCGAAGGCAACAUUAUUAUUUCCAGUGGCGUUAAAGAUCCCAAAACGGAUAGCGUUAAUCCAGAAUUAUGUCAAGUUGUUAAAAUAUCCAGUGAAGUUGAACCGGAAGUACAAGUCGUAACAUUCCUUGGAAAACUGGAUCCAAAGAAAAAUAUCAUGGACACGAAGAAUGUUGUUCCGGAAAUUUCUAACGGACUGUAUAACCCAGUUACUCAUAAGGUUGAUACUAAAUUUGGCCAAAUCGACCCUGUUAAAGGCACAUUGACCUACAUCGAUCCCAAGUCAGGUAGGCAGGAAGUUAAACAAGGUAUCGUGGAUCCAACUACCGGUCAGUUACUCUUUAAGGGCGGUUAUGUCAAUCCUAAGACUAACAAAAUUGAUCCAAACUACGGAAGAUUGAUCAGUAUUCUUAUUACAGACCCACAAAUUAAUGCUAAAGGAGAAAUAGUCAAGCGUGAUCCUAAACACGUUAGAAUCGAUACCAAGAACAACCAAGUAUGGGUAUUCGAUCACAAUGAUCCAAUUACAAAAGAAGAUGUUUAUACUACUGGUCAUGUUGAUCCAAUUACUGGAUAUGUCGUCUCUGUUUAUGGCUAUAAUGAUUCAAAAUCCAAUAGUGUUUCUAAAGUAGUCAAGCUUGACCCAAGUAAUGCCAAAGUUGACCCUGAAACCAACCAAAUCUUUACAAAAACCUCGCAAGUCGACGAAACAGGUGCUCCUCUAUAUUCUGCUUCUGAAAUCGAUCCUAAGACCGGUCAAAUUUACACCAAAUACGGCAAAAUUGAUCCCAAGACCGGCAAAUUGGUCAUCAUUCGUAUUUACCUUAUAACACAAAACGAUCCAACCGGAAGAGUUAAGGAAAUCGAUCCCAAAGACUGCCAGUUCGAUGAAAAGACCGGAAGAAUUACAAACGUAACCACUCAAACCGUUUACAUCUACAGCAUGGUCGAUCCCAAAACCGGUAAAAUUAUCCAGGUCGAUCCAAACGAUCCACUCGUAAAGAGCGCGAACACCAAGGUUACCCAAGUAUUGACUCUUUCUGGUGAAAUCGACCCGGUAACUGGUAAAAUUCAUACUGAAUGGGGCCAUAUUGACCCACAAACCGGGGAUAUCGAUCCAAAGACCGCUCGCAGAGAUCCAAUAACUGGUGAACUUAUUUUGAACUAUGCCCAAAUUGAUCCCAGCCACUUUACUGACCUUAAGGACACAAAAGUUAAAGUAAAGACAUACACUAAAACAGAAGACGGUUCCUCGUCUGGCGAAACCAGCGACGACGAUCUUAACGAAUAUGGGACCGACAACCUACAGGAUAUUACCGCCAAUUUAAAUAUUAAGGGUAAAAAGGGAGGUCCAACAACACCGGUCAUUGUAAAAACCACCACAAAACAGAUUGUCACCAAAGACAAGGAUGGUGUUACUCAGAACAUCGAGGAACGCGUCGAAGAUGGUAGAACUGGAGAAGUCACCUACUCUACCCAUGUCAACAAGGCCGACGCACCUUCCAUCGAUGAUGGCAAGUCGCCCUUCGUCACUGCUCGUGCAGUGACGACGCGAACGGCCACCACACACGAAGAUCUUGGCACGAACGCGCGCACCCAACAACUCGAAGAAAAGACAGUGGCGACAUCUAUGACUUCGAGCGCCACCAGACAGGAGCAGAGGACAGUCACGCAGGAAGUUAAAACUACUAGCACGGUGGUCAGCGGAGAUCAGCUGGGCAGACGAGAAAGUGUAAGUUCGACUAGUUCAGGUGAUUCAGGCACCCCAAUCGAUCCACCAGACGACCCUAAUCAUCCAUACUACAACAGCGCAGUGUACAAGGAAACGCCAGAGGGAAUUGUCCAAACUGAGACCGUGGUAUACAACGUAGAUCCUUUAACAUACGUUACUAGUACCACAAAUGUACCAGUAGUGGCAACCGAGUCCAGAAAAGUGCAAUUAGCUUCCGAAGAUGGCAACUACAGUGCAACAGGCGAAAUCGUAAGCUCGCAGACCAUCAGCAGCAAAACGCGCACUGUGGAAACAAUAACGUAUAAAACCGAACGCGAUGGUGUUGUUGAGACUAGAGUAGAGCAAAAGAUUACGAUUCAGUCCGACGGCGAUCCGAUAGAUCACGACCGCGCUCUGGCCGAAGCUAUUCAAGAAGCCACCGCAAUGAAUCCAGACAUGACAGUUGAGAAAAUAGAAAUUCAGCAACAAACUGCCCAGCAACAAUAAAAAGUAAAUAAUAGUAAUCAGUUUGGGAAGUGAUUUGUUACAGUACGAGUUAUUUUACAGAGUACUGUUACAUGAUUUAAAAAAAAUGUAAAUUUGGUUUAAAUUUAUUUAAAAAAGCAAAUUUCAAAAAAUAAAUACCCAAUUGUUUAAUUUAUAAUUUAUUUUAUAAUUUUUAUUAAGAUUUAAUAUAACAUUUCAUUGAUGCGCCAAAAACUAGGUGAUACUUCCCUGAUAUUGUUAUAAACAUUGUACAGGCCUCAAAACAAAACUCCUGUAAACCAUUUCAGACAGUAUAAAUUAAAAUAUUUUAAACCAAAACAACUUUUAAUAAAUAAAGUUUUUUUAGACUAUUAGAGCACCCAGAAAAGAUAUUAUACCACUACAGGUCAUUAUAUUAAAAUUUUACCUAAUUAUAUUAUCUUAGCUUUUGCUUUAUAUUAAUCUUCUUGCGAAAAAAGAUGCUGGCCUUUUGUAUAUUUGAAAACAAUUUGCUAUUUUUUAAAUUAGGUUAAGGAAUUUUGUUUUUAUAAAUGUGUGUGCUGUCACAUCACAACUCAUUAAAUUAAGUCACUUUUCCACUUUUUAGUUUACUAUGGUGAAUGGUCACAGUAUUUCUUAAAGUGCUACUGCACAAAAGUUUAAUAUAUUUUAUUUAUUCAUUACUCAUAUUAAUAUUAAGAAUAAGGUGCUUUAUAUUAAAUUAAAAAGUGCUACAUUUUUAGAUAUACAGAUGAAUCUCAAAAACUAACAAAAAACUUUAAAACUUGAAUGUGUUCAAAAAUUAUUUAAAAAAUAAAUCUAACCCACAUUCCAUAUGUACAUUUUUCAAGGUUAUAUCUUUAUAUAAGAGUAUGUAUGGUACAUAGUUAUAAUUAACUGUUGUAUAUUUAGAAAUUUAUUUAUUGUUUUCAAGCACAGCAAUCUUUAAGAGCUAUAUUAUAUUGACAAUGUGGGACCCUAAUAAAUUUUUAGAUUUUGUCCACUUUAAAGACAAUAAGUGCUUUUAACAAUAGCAGAGCUGAAAUUCUUACAAUUAAGAAAUUUAUUUUUAUUAUUUAUGUGUUACGUGUUUAUUUGUUUAGUAUACACUUUAUAUCCAUGACAAAUGUAAUAGUUUCUUCCAUUAUGUAUUAAAGCUGGGAACAUUUUGCCUUGAGUUUUUAAUGUGGAAAUAAUAGCUUAUUUAUACACUAUUAUUAAUGUUUAGUUUUAGAUUUUACAUAUGAAUAUAAUAUAUUUUGUGGUAUCAUUUUAACGAUGCCAAUGGUUCAUAUUAUUAACAUUAGAUUUUAGUAAAAGCUUUUUUGUAAAAUUUACAUAUUGGUUUAUGUAAAUACAUUUUAUUUUAAAGAAAUAUGAACUCUCAAUGAUUGCUUUAAUUUGAUUUUAAUGCAGCUCUAUCUAUUUUAUGGUUGUUUUUA
Brassicogethes aeneus is the source of this 9529-nucleotide messenger RNA. NCBI's taxonomy places the organism in Eukaryota, Metazoa, Arthropoda, Insecta, Coleoptera, Nitidulidae. The record is from the annotation of a GenBank genome assembly.